Ambispora leptoticha is the source of this 1512-nucleotide messenger RNA. Lineage: Eukaryota; Fungi; Glomeromycota; Glomeromycetes; Archaeosporales; Ambisporaceae. The record is from the annotation of a GenBank genome assembly.
AUGACUUCCACUAUUAACACACCACUGUCUCAGAUAACCGAGGAGCAAGACUCAAAGUCAUCAAUACCAGAACAACAAAUAUCCAAAGAUAAUAAUAAUACUUUAAAUGCUUCUAGUACUGCCGUGGGAACACGGCAGUCACCAACAACACCAACAAAAACACCUUCUGCCGCCACAAAGCUAGUAAAUAAAUUCGCGACUUUUACACCAAGUAGAAUGAAAAAUAAAGGGUCGGAUAGACAACUUAUCGUAGAGACCGCUUAUUGUGGUAAGAAAGACUCGCAACAGUCCGACUUACUGCGCCCAGCGAAAUCAACCGAGACAAUGCAAAAGCCCAAAAAGAAAAAGCGGACGCCAAAUAUAACUGAAGGAAUGUCACGCGCGGAGAUAUUUGCCGCUAAUGUAGCUAGUGCUGUUGAUGCUGCUGAAGCCGAACCGGAUGAAGAUGAAGACUUUAUAUACGGGGACAGAGGACAUACCCGUACACCAUCAUUAACAAGUACUAACAGUGGUGGUGGUGUUGGUAAUGCGGCUGCACCUAAUGGUAAUGGAAUAAAUCAGCAACCACCACCACCAACCUUCACAUAUCCACACAUGCCACCAGAUCAUAAUAAUUACGGAUAUCCACCAAACCAUCAUGCUCAUUAUCAAUAUCCAGGCUUAUAUGUGCCUGCAUCAUUGCCAAAUUCAAGGCGACCUUUCUAUGGCGGUGGUGUAUUUUAUAGUAAUGGUAGCACGCCUGGCUCAGACACAGAUGAUGGUAGUAAUAGAAAAGGGACCACACCAAAUAAUCUACUUUCUCCCACACAUAAACCAACUGGUGUGAUGCGUGCUUCUUUACCCGAUAUGUCACAAUAUUCGAAAGGACAUCCGAAUUAUGGGGCAACCGGUUAUUACUAUAAUGAUCCGUUUUAUCAUGAUUGGUAUGGUGUGGGAGAUGAUGAACGGUUACCAUUGUUUGCUAAGUGGAGGCCACCUUACGAAGAUCAGAGAAGGACUUGUUGCACAUCGACAACCUUCUCUUUAACAACCUUUCUAAUAUUUUCGAUCGUCGCCUUUUGUUACCUAAUAUAUUUUGCUUCAUCACAACCAUUGACCGAGGUUGCAAUCAUCGAUAUUGCCAAUGUACUUGCUGCAGACAAGGAACUGAUGUUUGAUAUGUAUGUAAGAGCACGGAACCUCGAUAUCUGGGACGUGAAAAUUAUGGACGCGGAUAUUAAGUCGUUAACCGAGUCGGCACCAAGCGAGUUAGGACAAAUACUUAAUUUUGAUGAGCCGCUGGUAUUCCAGGCAAGCACUAAUCGUACUGGCGUGGUACAAGUAGCUACUGCCCAAGUCACCUUAAGGAACCCGGGUGGUAAAGAUGAUCAGGAAGCACAAGAAAACUGGUCUUAUUUACUUCGUCAAGGAUUCCAAUUGACUGUUCGCGGAAUAUUAAAGUACUCGUUACCCUUCUCAAAAGAUCAAGUGGCUCGAUUAUUGUUUGGAUUUUUUCCAGUUGCGGGUGAUUGA